Molecule: messenger RNA, 3282 nt
Organism: Anopheles stephensi (Asian malaria mosquito)
Lineage: Eukaryota; Metazoa; Arthropoda; Insecta; Diptera; Culicidae
Product: 4-coumarate--CoA ligase 1-like
Exons: 2
Coding region: 236-1873 (545 amino acids)
Biological process (GO): long-chain fatty acid metabolic process; fatty-acyl-CoA biosynthetic process
Molecular function (GO): long-chain fatty acid-CoA ligase activity
Source: RefSeq, a predicted model, not a curated record
AGGAAAAGUUGGGAUGUAUAACGCAAGAUAGUCCUAACGCCCUGAUACGUACACAAGCUGUGAAUUUCAAAAACAAACAAACAAACAAUCAAAAUUGUAGAUAACGUAGAACAAAUGCUCCACAAUUCCUCUCUGACAGGAAGGGAACAUGUUGGUCCAUCUCUAGGCAUGCUCACAAAUUUCGAGCGCUCCGUGGCUCAGCUGUUUUUGCUUUCAGACUAGGUUGAUAAUCGCUAUGGAGCAGACAGCAUCCGAGCGUUUGGUUCUGUACGGUGGCGAUCUGCGUAACAGCAUCGAGGAUGGUUGUAACUCUCUGGGCGAACUGAUCGUGAAACGGUUACACCGUAAUGGCGACGAUGUGGCACUGGUGGACGCAGUUUCUGGAGAUUCGCUGACAUACCAUCAGAUUCUGGCCCGCGCCCUCAAGCUAGCCAAUCGUUUCCAUCGGCUCGGCAUCAAGCGUAACAGUGUGGUUGGGAUAUGCAGUGAAAACUGCAUUCACUUCCCAACCAUUACGUUCGCUACGAUCAUGCUGGGCGCAACUGUGCUACCGAUCAACUACGGUUACAGCCCGUCCGAGCUCAGGCACGUAUUGCACCUAACAAAACCGAUCGCUCUGUUUGCGUCCGAAAAGCCGCUGCAGAAGAUCAUCGCGAUGCGCAGCGAUCUACCGUUCGUUAAGCUGCUCGUUUCGUUCGGUAAGGAUCGCCGAACGCGUGGAGUUGCCCUGCUGGACGAUUUCUUCGAUAACAGCCCGGUGAGUAAUUUGCGCAACUUUACCCCGCAACCGGUUCCGCUUAAAAAUCAAGUCGCCGUGAUGGUGAUGUCGUCCGGCACGACGGGACUCCCGAAAGCGGUACAACUGACCCACCACAACGUGAUGACUGUGAUGGCGUACCAGGCGGAAGAUCCUCGCUACACCGAGCUGCCUGUACCGUUGCGUGUGCUUGGCCUGUUACCGUUCUACCAUGUGUUUGGUUUUAUGCUGUCGCUUAAUAGCUGCCUCAACAAGGUUCCGAUGGUGGUACUAUCGCACUUCGAACCGAACCUCUUCCUCCGCACGAUCCAAGAUCAUCGUAUCACCAUGGCAAGUCUCGUGCCACCGCUGGUGGUGUUUCUGGCCAAAAGCCCACUGGUCGAUAGCUACGAUUUGCGUUCACUGUAUGCCGUGCUUUGUGGUGCUGCUCCACUGAGUCGAGAAAUUGAGGAACUCGUACGAUCCCGUCUACCCAACGUGCAAACGAUUCGCACCGGGUACGGUAUGAGCGAAACCUCCCUCGGGGUUAUAUCGCGCACAAACGAUAAGAUUGGUUCCGUCGGUAAGGUACAUAAAACAACCUCCGUGAAGGUGGUCGAUCUGGAGACGGGUUGUGCCCUGGGACCCAACCAAACGGGGGAAAUCUGCAUCAAGGGUCCGCUUGUGAUGAAAGGCUACCUUAACAACGAUCAAGCAACAGCUGAAAUGAUCGAUGCCGAUGGAUGGCUGCACACCGGAGACAUUGGAUAUUACGACCAGGAGCAAGACUUUUACAUCGUCGAUCGCAUCAAGGAUCUGAUCAAGUACAAGGGUUUCCAGGUACCACCGGCCGAACUAGAGGACGUACUGCUUAGCCAUCCGAGCAUACGGGACUGUGCUGUGGUUGGUGUUCCGGACGAAGGGGCCGGAGAACUACCGGCCGCUUUCGUUGUAACGCAACCCGGGACGGAUGUGUCCGAGCGGGAAGUUAUCCAGUACGUAGCAUUCAGGCUGUCGCCUCAGAAGCAUCUCCGAGGUGGUGUCUUCUUUGUGGACGAAAUACCCAAAACGGGCAGCGGUAAAAUAUUGCGCCGUCAGCUUCGGAAUGCUUUGCAGCAGCAAACCUCCAAGCUAUAGUUCGCUUGACUCACACUCCAAAAACACUCAUCCAGCUAAUCGAAUGAUCAAAGCGUAGCUCAAUAAAACAUGCAUUAUUUCAGAUUGAGCUGCUCCAUUUUUAAAAUAUUUCACCUAUUAAAGUUAAUCGAAAACCCUUCGUUUGAUGGUAUUUUGGCCAUCACCAACCAAUUCCCAUUUUCUUGCUCAGUCGAACGUGUUCAAUAUCCAUCCAUCUUUUAAUCAUCAGUGCAGCUAUGAACACCUCCAUGGUCGAUUUGAGUUUCCAAUCCCAGGCCAGCCACUGUGCUGGAACGGCAAUCCGCCCAGCGCUGCGAGUGGAUAAUAAAAGCCGGGAGAAAUUAAUUCACCACACAGAACACGAUGGCAGCAAAGGUUUGAGUGCUGUUUUACACCAACCAAAUCGUCACGCUAGUGUCCUUGGUCCUUGGUGUUUUUCUUUCGGUUGCUUCCCUCACCACGUGCAGUGUCAUUGAGUCAUUUCGUUUCGUUCCCCGUUCUUCGGGGUUUUACUACUUCGGAGCACAUUCGAAGCGGUUCAUUGGGUGCUUUCGGCUUCUUCUGGAAAGGAAUUUUAAUUUUGAAGGAUAAUGAAUUCACGAAAUAUCUGAAUAUUCCUUUCGUGGGAUGGAACCGAGUAGGAUAGGAGCAAUAACAAAAAAAAAACACAGCACUCACAACGCAUCGUGUCGUUAAGCUGCCCUAAUCGACCAUUCUAGCGGAUGGAUCUUCACCGCGCCGGAAGCACCAAUAUCCGACGAUGGUUUUGCGGUGAUUCCUUUUAGAACAUUGCACCCAACAAGUCCGGCCCAGGCGAAGCUUCUGAGUAGUAUUUUUUUUUUUUGGUUUGUGGUCCGCGUCCCAUCAAAGAAUCAAUUUCACUAAUUAACUGUAAACCAUCCGGAAUCUCGGGUGCCUGCUUGCCAACCGGGAACCGGAAACCGGAAUACAUAAGAAAUAAAAUAUAAACCCCAAAACUGCAACAACAAAAAAAGAGAAAUAUAUAUUCGCACGUAGCACGACGCUAAGCUGGCGGGGUUUUUAAGCAAGCAAUGGUAGAUAAUUUGUGACCAUGUCAACUGGGCCGGUUCCGUGAAAUCCACAGUAAAUAAUUAUCUCACCAAACGGCCAAACCCCGUAAGCCACACGGAUGGUUUGGAGCAGCUUUUCAACGCAGCAAACCUUUCAACGAAAUUAGCUGCUUCUGUAGAAUUUGGAUUUGGUAAAUGAAAUGAUGGCCCAGCUACUACUGGCUGUGGACAAGCCAAAGAGACUGAAUGCACUAGAACUUAUACACAAGAGAGGUCUUGUUGGGUGGAGAGUACACAUGUCCAGCCACUAGACAACGGGAAAUGCAAUUAUUUGAAGUAAAAUAAAUUACGGUGAAUAUGUUAAAGUUAACACCUUAA